Molecule: messenger RNA, 3601 nt
Organism: Alosa sapidissima (American shad)
Lineage: Eukaryota; Metazoa; Chordata; Actinopteri; Clupeiformes; Clupeidae
Gene: fbxl5
Product: F-box and leucine-rich repeat protein 5
Exons: 11
Coding region: 112-2181 (689 amino acids)
Biological process (GO): SCF-dependent proteasomal ubiquitin-dependent protein catabolic process; intracellular iron ion homeostasis
Cellular component (GO): SCF ubiquitin ligase complex
Molecular function (GO): protein binding
Source: RefSeq, a predicted model, not a curated record
CGGCUAGCUUCUAGGCUAGCAAGUUUUCCAUCGCUGAAGUCUUCGCCGUCGGGACCAUAGAAGCUACCAUACCAUAGUGGAGUUUUUAGUUUGUUGUGGUAUGGAGUGAAGAUGGCUCCUUUUCCCGACGAGGUGGACGUUUUCACAGGCCCACACUGGCGUAUGAAACAGUUGGUGGGUCUGUAUUGUGAAAAGCUCUCGAAAACCAACUUCUCCAACAACAAUGAUUUCAGAUCGUUUCUGCAGUCACUUUGUGCUACCUUCAAAGAGUUCAAGAUGCACGAACAGAUCGAGAAUGAGUGCAUCAUUGGACUGCUGCAACAACGCAGCCACACAGUCUACAAUGUGCACUCAGACAACAAGCUUUCAGAGAUGUUGUCACUCUUUGAGAAAGGACUCAAGAGUGUCAAGAGCGAGUACGAGCAGCUGAACUAUGCCCGACAGCUGAAGGAGAAACUGGAGGCUUUCACUCAGGACUUCCUUCCCCACAUGAAGGAGGAGGAGGAGGUGUUCCAGCCCAUGCUGAUGGAGUACUUCACCUACGAGGAGCUGAAGGACAUCAAGAAGCAGGUGAUUGCCCAGCACUGUCGCCAGCAGCGCUGGGACUGUGCAGCCGAGGUGCUCAAAGGCUUCAGCCUGCUCAACCAGGCCGAGGAGCUGCACAAGGCCUUCAAGUACUUGGACCAUGAGAAGACAGAUGACGAGUUGGAGAAGGGGUCCGGAUCGGCCCACAUCUCCCAGCUUCCCGUGGAGGUUCUGCUAAAGCUGUUUAGAUAUCUUGGCCCAGAAGACCUGUGCCGCUGCGGGCAGGUUUGCACCAACUGGUCAAAUGUUGCCAAGACUGGCUCUCUCUGGAGGCACUUAUACCCAGUCCGCUGGGCAAGAGGCGACUACUACCACGGCCCCCCCGGUGAGCUGGAUCAGGAUCCAGAGGAGGAGUGGGUGAAGAACCUCAAAGACGAGGGUCGAGCCUAUCAGGAGUGGGAUGAAGAUGCAGACGUGGAUGAGUCUGAAGAGGCCUCAGAGGAAAGUCCAGCCAUUAAUGCAGUCCAGCGAGAGAAGAAGCUGUUGAAUGGGAUGAUCCAGAACCUUCUGCCCAUCGUGGGGUCUUCCGUCAAGUCCAUCGUCCUGGCAUACAGCUUUGCUGUCUCCAGUAAAAUGGUACGCCAGAUCCUCACCCUUUGCCCCCAACUCACAUACCUGGACCUAACCCAGACUGAUGUCACCGACUCUGCAUUCGACAGUUGGGCAUCUCUGGGUGCAUGUAGCUCUCUGAAACACCUGGACCUGUCUGGCUGUGAGAAGAUCACAGACCACACUCUGAAGAGGCUUUCCAUGGGCCUGGGUGACCUGACCUCCUGCUCCCUCCCCAUCAGGAGCCCAGAGCGCAAGGCCAAGCUGCUGGCCGGUCUCCCAUCUCCCAUCAAGCUCCAGCACGAGGUCCCUCCCGACUGCUCCAACGGCAGGGGCAGGCAGGAGCUCAUCUUCAAGAGGAGACCUGGCGGCCGAGGCAACGGCUUCGGACCGGCGCACGUUUGGGUGCUGGACCCGUCCGAGCUGGUCGACAUCGAGGAUGCGGCUGAGUGGAGCCGACGUGGGGGCGGUAGUGGGGGCCCGGCAUUGGAGGGCCCCGGCAGGCCCCUGGAGAUGCAGGUCGUCGGGGAGCAGUGUUGCUGCAGGAGGAGCCGUAAGCGAGGCUUCAGAACUGGUAAAAGCAGCAGCAGCGGCUCCCCCUACUGGCAGCAGCAGCCACUGCAGCAUGCAUCCUACACAGAUGCACAGUGUGGCCACUCUACCUGCUGUGGCGGAGACACCACCCUAAGGACUUCAAAUGGGGCCCAGUGCAGUCCUCCAGCCACAGGGGGCAGCGCUGGGUUUCGGACUAAGUGCCCUGCAGAGGGCCAGACUUGCCCUGGGCUUGGCAAACAGACUGACAAAUCAGACACCUUCCGCUCUCUCAGGUUCCUCAGUCUGUCCGGGUGCUAUCAGAUCACAGACCUGGGCUUGAGGGCUCUGUCUCAGCGUGGAGGCUUCCCGGUCCUGGAGCACCUGAACCUGUCGGGCUGCCUCUUCAUCACUGAGGUGGGACUGCAGGAGCUGGUGUCGGCCUGUCCGGCACUCAAUGACGAACACUUCUACUACUGUGACAACAUCAAUGUUACUCUGUGGCUUCUGACCUAGACACUUUCUGUCAUGUUUAAGGUAAGUAGUGACUUGAGUGACCUAAUGUUUUCAUUUCUAGAACUCUUACAUGCAGAUGCACAUUCCACACGAGAUGAAGUUGUAUCUUCAAAAGAGGACUCUGUGUCCUCUCCACAUGGUGUCAGAAUGUUUUUGUUGUUGUUGUUGUGGUUAUUGUUGUAGAACAUGCAUAGAACUUAAGAGGUCAGCUGUGCGCAAUUUGUUUCUGUUGAGAAGGGGGCCUUUUAUGUCUCUCUGGCGCCCCCUAAUGGCUGUGUGUUGCCACAUCUCUCUGCAGGUCCCCACGCGGACACGGCCAGCGGCUGCCAGAACCUGCAGUGUGGCUUCAGGGCAUGCUGUCGCUCUGGAGAGUAGAGUCCGCGCCCUCUUCCUCUCCCCUGUGUGUGUGCUCUCCCGUAGAUCACUCUCGCACCCCUCCUACUUGUACGUGCACUUUAAUCCAAGGAACACCAAUCGGCUGUGUUCCCUUUCUUUGAAGAAAAUGGUUUUCCAAUCUGCUAAAAUUCCGGAAAUGGCAUUUCCACUUGUAUCUCUCGAGAAAUUUCCUUUCUAAAUGGAGGGAGAGAAUAUCUGUAUGUACAGAUUGUUUGGAAGAUCUGUGAAGGUGUUAUAACCGGCUCCUUCUGUUCUCGUUUAUAGUGGGGGUGAGAUAGUGAUAUCAUCCUAUAGUUUGGGGCCUUCCUGCUUAAAAGAAACUCAUCACUUAACAUCACUGAGUUCAGUUUUUUUCCCUUAGGGACCCUUUCCAUCUUUUUUUUUGUCCUAAGUUCACUUACUAAUUCACAGCGUAGGUUGUAUUUUCUCAUAGAGUUCAUAGAUAUGCAAUAGGUGACCAUUUUAAACCUUCCGUCAUCUGUCACACAGAUAGUCAGCCCCCUUCUGAGAUGCGAUUGUUAAGCCCCCUAUUAGAUACACGCAAACCAUUCCCCUUCAGCUCAAUAUACUGUAGGUUACAUUUUAAGAUGGGAUAUCAAGGAAUUUGUGCUGUCUUAAUAAAUAGGGUACUAGUCUAAAUUCUGCCAUCAACUCAUUUCAAAUUACCAACACACCCAUUGGUGUGUUAUAAUGUCAUAGGCUCAGUUUCUGGAGUCAACCAAAUUGUUUUCCUCACUCCAUUAUCUGGUUUUGGAUGAUCAAAUCAUCAAAUGAUUUGUCUUGUUUUUGAAAAUUUUCAAUGAUUGAAUUGUACAUCCGGCUCUAAAGCAGUGUGUUGAUUCCAACUGAAUUGGGCAACAUUCAAAAUUGAAAUGUGUGAUUUAACAAAAGUUGAUUUCUAGUUUCAGGCCAAGUAAAUGUAAUCAUUUGUGAAGCACCAUUCAUGGGUUCAGAAUUAGAAUACCUAUCAUUCAGCUUAUGCAUGGGGAAAAACCUGUUUCAAUAAACCAUUUUAAAAGCUGAA